GCACCAGCGCGAGUGCGAGCGCGGGCGCUGGGGUUGUCGCGUUUGGCGUUGACGCUGAUGGCGGCGCCGGCGCGGUUGGUGGGGUGGAGCGGCCGUACGGCGUCAAGGUGCGGUCGGCGAGCGCGACGAUGGACCGCGAGGCGGCGGUGGCUGGCCUUGGGCUCGCGGGCGGCACGGGGCCGCAGUGGCGUCGGCAGGGCGGGGAGCAGUAUCAGAGGCAUGGGAGCUUGGAGGGUCCACGCGGGCGGGGCAUGGGGGCAGGAUCGUCGCCGCGUGGGGCGAAAGGGCAGCCGCCGAAGGUGCGCAGGCCGCACACGAGCGGCGGGGUCCCCGGGGACGAAGCUUCCGACUCGAGUUCCCCCGCGCCGCGCGCGACGCGCCAUCAUCGCUCGCACUCCGCCGCACCGUCCGGUCUGUACGGCGGCGCGUAUGUCGGGUCGCCGGGAUCUCUCGACCGCGACGAGCCCGCGCGCGAGGCUGACGAGGCGGAUCUCGUCGACGGGGACGCGUCGGACCUGAGCGCGACGCCCGUCCAGACGCGCUCUGCGCACACGUCGCCCGCGUCCGCGCCCCCGCCUGUUCUCGUCUCGUCGCCGAGUUCAGGUGCGCCGGGAAAGUUGUCUACCGCGCCUGCGAUCUCUACGACGACGUCCACGACGACGACGACGGCGGCGGGGGCGGCGGCGGCAACCGCGCCUGUGCCUGCGCUCGAUAAUGAUACGCUGCGCCCGACCCCGACCGCGCGCAUGCGCUCGCGGACGCCGGACCCGAAGCGGGAUUACGCCGGCUAUGGAGACCUGGGCAGCGGCCGACCCGCGCCUGCGCUCGGCCUGGGUGUCGACGGUGCGGACGGACGCGGCGACGACGCCGGCGGCGGGGUCGAGCUCUUCCGUGUGUUCACGGCGCCGCAGCAGGAGACGUACAAUGAUCUGCUGCGCGCGAGCGAGGGCGACCGGGAGCGCCCGCGGCAGAACCAUUUCUCGAGGGCGAAUAAGCUUGCGAGGAUGGGGUUUGUUGGGGGGGAGCUUGUGGCUGGCGCCGGGGCGGGGCCGGGGAAGCAGGGGAGUAUAGGCGGGCAGGGGCAGCAGCAGCAGCAACAGCCGAGGUCGCAUGGGCAUAGGUUGGGCGGGGGGUUGAAGUCGCUGAUGCAGACGUUGAAAGGGCGGUGAUGCGUGUCGUUGUAUGCGCGCUUGGGCGCGUCGCUGUGCUAUCCUCCUCGCCACACGCUGGCGAUUGCCUCCGCGCGC
Molecule: messenger RNA, 1247 nt
Organism: Heterobasidion irregulare TC 32-1
Lineage: Eukaryota; Fungi; Basidiomycota; Agaricomycetes; Russulales; Bondarzewiaceae
Exons: 3
Coding region: 129-1169 (346 amino acids)
Source: RefSeq, a predicted model, not a curated record